AAACACCCUUUCUCAAGAUGUUUAUUAACCACUAUAAUAUGGCUAAACUCAUCACCUUUCUUCACGUUCUUGUAACCAUGUUCACUCCUUUUGUUGUUGUACAUGGUGCCAAUCCUUCGAUGACAUUAUCCGUAUGUGGUCAAGCUCCUUAUCCCGAAAUUUGCACAUAUUUGGUUGGAAAGACUAGUAUAGAAAUGCCGUUGGAGGUUCGCAAAGUGACCCUCUUGUCCACUUUGGCUCAAGCCGAACAUGCCCACAAGCUUGUUAUGGCUAUGGACUUGAGCUCGUUUGAACCACGGGCUAAGUCAGCUUGGACUGACUGUUUGGAGCUAUAUGACGACACGAUUUAUCAACUAAACCGUUCGCUUGGCUCCACCAACAGUCAUGAUAUCCAAACAUGGCUUAGCUCGGCCUCUACCAACCAUGAAACAUGCCAAAAUGGUUUUCAUGACUUUCAUUUGUCUUCUCAUUUUCAAACUUUUAAAGCUUCUUUAAGUGGCUUCUCAAAGUACCUUAGCAACUCUCUCGCUAUAAACAAAGCCUUAACUCCAUUACUUACAACUUCCAAACAACUCAAAGGGAGAAGACUCAUGGAAACCAAUAAUUUCCCAAAAUGGUUGUCUAAAAGUGAUAGAAAGCUUCUUGAAACGCCCUCGGGUACCCCCUCGGCCGAUCUUGUGGUCGCACAAGAUGGGUCAGGUAGCUACAAGACCAUAUCCGAGGCAAUAGCGGCCGUGCCUAAGCUUAGAAAAGGAACCUCAAGGUUUGUCAUACACGUGAAAGCAGGAGUGUACAAGGAGAAUGUAGACAUCAAGAAAAGUAUACGUAAUUUGAUGCUUGUUGGAGAUGGUAUGGGUUCUACAAUCGUUACUAGUGGUAAAAAUAACGAUGAUGGUUCGACAACUUUCGGGUCUGCAACCUUUGGGGUUUCUGGAGCCGGGUUCAUCGCUAGAGACAUGACGUUUGAGAACACGGCUGGGCCCUCAAAGCACCAAGCCGUGGCCUUUCGGUCCGGGUCAGACAUGUCGGUCGUGUUCGGGUGCGCUUUUAAGGGCUACCAAGAUACAUUAUAUGUAUACUCUGGACGUCAGUUUUACCGCAACUGUCAAGUAUACGGGACACAAGAUUUCGUGUUUGGCAACGCAGCCGCGGUUCUCCAAAGUUGCAACAUAUAUGUACGAAAACCACUAGGUGGUCAAACGAACACAAUCACUGCUCAAGCCCGUACUGACCCGAACCAAAAUACUGGCAUUAUUAUACACAACUCGGCUGUCACGGCCGCUUCGGAUUUGAGAGGCUCGGUGGGUUCGGUCAAGACUUUUCUCGGUCGACCUUGGAAAGCAUACUCGCGAACGGUAUUCAUGAAGUGUUCUCUCGAUAGUUUAAUCAACUCGGCCGGCUGGCUACCGUGGAGCGGCGGUUUUGCUUUAAAAACAUUGUACUACGGUGAGUACAUGAACACCGGUGCUGGUGCGAGCACCGGUGGUCGAGUGAAGUGGCCGGGAUAUCAUGUUAUAACAAGUGCGACUGACGCGAUGAAGUUUACCGUUGGUGAUUUCUUGGAUGGUGGUUCAUGGAUUCCAGGGACCGGUCUACCGUACACAGCCGGACUAUGAAGAUGCACAUAAGUUUGAUUAUAUGUUAAGGUUAUGUUUGUCAUGUCAUAAACAAAAUGUACCAUAAUUAAAAAUGGUACUUUUUGUUAAAUGAAAAUGACUUGUAGUAAAUGGAAUUGUGAAUGUCAUUACCUUGUUUGGUACUAUUUCAAUUUGUAUAUAUGAAAAUGGAUUAUGCU
Molecule: messenger RNA, 1795 nt
Organism: Helianthus annuus (common sunflower)
Lineage: Eukaryota; Viridiplantae; Streptophyta; Magnoliopsida; Asterales; Asteraceae
Product: pectinesterase
Exons: 2
Coding region: 18-1616 (532 amino acids)
Biological process (GO): cell wall modification
Molecular function (GO): pectinesterase inhibitor activity; pectinesterase activity
Source: RefSeq, a predicted model, not a curated record